AUCAAUUUUUACUACUUUUUUACACUUCCAAUAUGGAAAUUCAAUUAUCUUCAUUUGCUUCUUUUCUUCUCAUAAUUCUCGCCUUCAUGAGCUGUUUUUCUGAAGCAACUGCCGGCCGUGGUGGCAUUCACGGUGGAAUUGCGACGUACUGGGGCCAAAACAUAAGAGAAGGACGGUUGACCGCGGCCUGUACCACCGAAAAGUUUCAAAUUGUCAACAUUGGGUUCCUCUCCACGUUCGGUAACGGUCAGUCGCCGCAAGUGAACCUAACGCGCCACUGUAAUCCUAUAUACAAUGGCUGCUGGAAUGUGAGUGCUGGUAUUGUCAACUGCCAAAACGGCGGCGUUAAAGUCAUGCUCUCUGUCGGCGGCCCUCAUGGAAACUACUCCCUCUCCUCCGUCACGGAGGCUGUUGGCCUCGCCGACUAUAUAUGGAACAACUUCCUCCACGGCCACUCAACUUCACCACGGCCGUUCGGUUAUGCACCAUUGGACGGCGUGGAUUUCAGGUGUGUUGAACUUGAGUAG
Benincasa hispida (wax gourd) is the source of this 527-nucleotide messenger RNA. Lineage: Eukaryota; Viridiplantae; Streptophyta; Magnoliopsida; Cucurbitales; Cucurbitaceae. The record is from RefSeq and is a predicted model, not a curated record.